Messenger RNA from Morchella importuna, 222 nucleotides. RefSeq lists its product as uncharacterized. Gene Ontology annotation, biological process: G protein-coupled receptor signaling pathway. Gene Ontology annotation, cellular component: heterotrimeric G-protein complex. NCBI's taxonomy places the organism in Eukaryota, Fungi, Ascomycota, Pezizomycetes, Pezizales, Morchellaceae. Gene Ontology annotation, molecular function: G-protein beta-subunit binding. The coding region runs from base 1 to 222 and encodes 73 amino acids. The record is from RefSeq and is a predicted model, not a curated record. The transcript is spliced from 3 exons.
AUGGCGGAGUUGAAGUUGAGACGAUUAACAGAGUUAAAUGCAAGGCUGAGGGAGGAUCUGGAUAGACCACGAGUGAAGGUGUCAGAGGCUUGUCAAUCGAUGAUCAACUACACAAAAACUACUAAAGACUUUAUGGUACCAUCGACUUGGGGAUCGGUCGACAAACGUGAAGACCCAUACGCGCCUCAGCAAAGCGGACCUAACUGCUGCGUCAUCUGCUAG